AUGAAUACAUCGGAAAGCAAUACAAUAGAAUGUUGUAAUUAUGAAGAUGAUAAUGAAUUAGUGAAAUUCUUCAAAGAUAAGACGAUUUCAUUGCUUCCAUAUUGUUUAUUUUGUAAUAAGAAGAUGGAAGCUCUCAACGAGACAAAUCACUUGAUUAGGUGUUGUAAAUUGUACCAUCAAAUGCUAUCCGAAUUAAAUAUUCAAAACUUAGUACUUGUACAAGAAUUACAAAAGAAAGAUGAGAAAAUAGCACAUUUAUUACAAUUAUUAGAAUCAAAAGGUGUAGUUUUACCAACCUCCAAUCACAACUCUAUUUAUGAUUCAAAACCAGCUCCAAUCACUCUAAUACCAACUACAACUACCACUACCACCACCAGUAAUUCAAAAUCAAAACCAAAAUCAGAUAUCAAUAAAGAAGAAAUGGAUUCUUAUGCUAGGAAAAAGCAAUUAGAUGGAGAUGCGCAACAACGACUCAAAUGCUAUCUCUCAGCUCCAAUCAGAGACGUAACAAAUGGAAAUAUCGUGAGAGCGCCUUUCAACUGCUUACAAGAUUACCUCAAGAAUAAGAGAGAAUAUUGGAAAUCGUGGUGUGAAGCAAAUAAGAUUUCUUCAUCAGACAUCACCAAUGUUGACCAGGAAUCAGAUAUCGAUCAAGAUACUUGUAUGCCUCAAGAGCCACCAGCAAAGAGGGGUAGACCAUCAAAAAAGAUUGUUGACAACGAUGUCAAUAAUACACCAAAAAAAAAAAAGAAAACUAAAGUUCUGAAAAUAUUGUCAGAUUAUUGCGUUGGAUAUUUCGAAGACUUAUCCAUCGAUUCUGAUUACUUGGAAAACGAAAGUGUUAUUAUGCAACAUAACCGAGAAAAUACUAGAGUUCAUUUGGUGGUUGAUGGAUCAGAGCAAAAUAUACAAACACCAAAAGACAAGAAACAGAGAUUUAACUUAUUCAGUGGCAGUGAUUGCUUAUUUAACUAUUCGAUAUCACUCAUUUGUAUACCCCCACUGUCUAAAUAA
This is a messenger RNA of Heterostelium album PN500, 1014 nucleotides long. RefSeq lists its product as uncharacterized. The coding region runs from base 1 to 1014 and encodes 337 amino acids. The record is from RefSeq and is a predicted model, not a curated record. NCBI's taxonomy places the organism in Eukaryota, Evosea, Eumycetozoa, Acytosteliales, Acytosteliaceae. The transcript is spliced from 4 exons.